GAAGCGUAAGCUGAGGUGAGCCACUCCCGAGGGACCAGCAGCAAUGAAGUUUCUUCUGUUGAUCCUGGUCCUACCAGUCGCUGCAUCUGGACCUCUUCACCACCACGAUGAAAGAAAAACAAAAAGUUUUACAGAAUUUGCUAGAAACUAUUUGAUAAAAUUUUACCACUUGAAUGACACAGACAGCAAUCCAGUGAAAAUGAUGAAAUUACGUACAAACAUUCUAGAAGAAAAAAUCCAGGAAAUGCAGGAGUUCUUUGGGCUGGAAGUGACCGGGCAACUGGACAGACGUACCCUGCAGGUGAUGCGCGCUCCUCGAUGCGGAGUGCCCGACGUGCAGGCGUUCAGCACGCUGGGGGGGCAGGCGUGGAAGAGCCACGUUAUCACCUACAGAAUCAAUAAUUACACCCCCGACAUGAGGCGUCAAGACGUGGAUGCCGCCAUUCAAAAAGCUUUUCAAGUGUGGAGUGAUGUGACCCCGCUGAAAUUCAGAAAGGUUAACGUGGGCGAGGCUGACAUCAUGAUAUUUUUUGCUUAUGGAGAUCAUGGUGACUUCAAUCCUUUUGAUGGCAAAGAUGGGACCUUAGCUCAUGCUUUUGCACCUGGGUUUGGUCGUGGAGGAGAUGCACAUUUUGAUGAGGCGGAAACCUGGAGCCCAGACUUCAGAGGAAGAAACUUGUUCCUCGUUGCCGUUCAUGAGCUUGGCCACUCUCUGGGACUUGGCCAUUCUAGCGAUCGAAGGGCCAUAAUGUUCCCCAACUAUGGCUAUCUUGACCCCAAAACGUUCCGCCUCUCUGCCGACGACAUCCAUGGCAUUCAAUCCCUCUAUGGGGGUCCAGCAAAGCCCCAACCAGUGCCACACCCUGAUAGCAUGGCACCACCUGCCUGUGACCCCAACUUGAGUUUUGAUGCUGUCACUAAAAUGGGAAAGAAAAUAUUUUUCUUUAAAGACCGGUUCUUCUGGUGGAAGCCUCUUGAGGAGCCGAAAGUCGGAGUGAGCUCAGUGUCUUCCUUAUGGCCAACCUUGCCACAUGGCAUUCAAGCCGCCUAUGAAAUUGAAGCCAGAAACCAAGUUUAUCUUUUUAAAGAUGAUAAGUACUGGUUACUUAGUGACUUAAGACCACAGCCGAACUAUCCCAGCAGCAUACACUCUCUGGGCCUCCCCCGGCAUGUGAAGAAACUGGACGCAGCCCUCUUCAACCCAUUGUACUCUAAGACUUACUUCUUUGUAGAUGAGCAGUACUGGAGGUAUGAUGAAAGGAGAAAGUCCAUGGACCCCGGUUAUCCUCAACUGAUUGGCAGGAAGUUCCUAGGCGUCGGGCCCAAAAUUGAUGCAGCCUUCUACUUCAAAGGACACUAUUACUUCUUCCAAGGAUCUAACCAACUUGAAUAUGAUGUCCAGUUACAUCGUGUCACCAGAAGGCUGAGAAGUAAUAGCUGGCUUGGUUGUUAGGAAGAGUGUGUUUAAUGGUGUUUGUCAAUCCAGUUUAAUAAAUAUUUAUUUCAUACAUGCUAUGUGCUCAGAGUACCUCUACAUGUUGACAUGUAUCAUAAAAUAAGUAAAAACCUACAGGCCACAGAUACAAAAUUGUGUAGCAAAAUGAUUACACAAAUGUAGACCCUUACUGUCAGUUUUUUCUGGAUCCUAGUCAGUUUGAACAUAGGCCAACAUUAUGCCAUUAAAAGUCAAGAGCGCACCUUUUGGAGGCUGCCGUGUAGGUUGGUCUCUAACAUCUUUAAACUGACAAGUUAGAAUCUUUUUCUCUGCCGUAGCUAAAACUAAACAUAUUAUUUUACUCAAAUAA
Octodon degus (degu) is the source of this 1805-nucleotide messenger RNA. RefSeq names its product matrix metallopeptidase 12 (gene Mmp12). Gene Ontology annotation, molecular function: metalloendopeptidase activity; zinc ion binding. Gene Ontology annotation, cellular component: extracellular matrix. Gene Ontology annotation, biological process: collagen catabolic process; proteolysis; extracellular matrix organization. Lineage: Eukaryota; Metazoa; Chordata; Mammalia; Rodentia; Octodontidae. The coding region runs from base 44 to 1453 and encodes 469 amino acids. The record is from RefSeq and is a predicted model, not a curated record. The transcript has 10 exons.